Molecule: messenger RNA, 7349 nt
Organism: Symsagittifera roscoffensis
Lineage: Eukaryota; Metazoa; Xenacoelomorpha; Acoela; Convolutidae
Exons: 22
Coding region: 47-6901 (2284 amino acids)
Biological process (GO): methylation
Cellular component (GO): membrane
Molecular function (GO): nucleic acid binding; methyltransferase activity
Source: RefSeq, a predicted model, not a curated record
GGUUUUUAUUUUAAUCGAAGGAAAAAUCAGAUAACAGAAAAAGAAGAUGUCUUCGGUCGUUCUACGAAUUGUACUGACGAUCGUUUUCGUGCAAUUUCUUGACACUUGUUCUGCUACGCCUUUGGAUGUCGCUUUUAUCCAGAAGAGCGAAGGCGACGUCUCUCUUCUUACCCUUGCCGAACAUUUGCCUUUCGACGAAAGCAAAGCUGCUGCGGCUUGUUUAGUUAACAAUUGCCAAGAUGUGACUUCAGACGAGCUGUUGAGCUCUCUUGCGUUCACUCCAGAAUAUCUGGAUUUUGGCGAAGUGCAAGUGGGCUUCCCGAAGGAGCUGGAGGUGAAAGUGACCAACUUAGAGAGUGGCGGAAGAGAGCAGUUACUGCCGGUGAAGCUGCUCUCCCUGUCAGUGUCCAAUGCAGACUCCCCCAUUGUUGACUCCCCCUCCUCGUACCACUCAAUCCCACAUUCUUCGUCCCCUUCAUCCUCAUCUUUUGUCAACGCAGACCCCCAAUACCUAUCGUUAUACCCUACAUUUUUCAAAAAGAAGUACUUGGAGCCAGGCGACAGCACUACUUUCACUGUAACCUACUUACCCAAAAGAGCAGACGACAAACUGCAGUCGUACGUGUAUGUCCACACACACGUAGGCUCAGUGAAGCUGCAAACAGUGGCCAAGAGUACUGCCAACAGCUACCGACUGGAGUCCAUUCACAGUCCAGUGGUGCCAGUGAACACUUCAUUCGAGACAGAUAUUACAUUGUAUAACCCGUAUCCUGUCCAGCUCAACGUCACAGAGUUGUAUGGCAGUGGGUCGGGCUUCCAUCUCGAACCGGUCGACGAUGAAAAGUCAUGGACAUUGGAUCCCUAUGAGACGAAGAGUGUGAUGCGAACGAGUUUUUUCUCCAUAGAAGCCAUGAACCACACUGGUUUCCUCAAACUCACUCUCGAGACAGUCCAGUUCUCAGACUCACUUAUACUCCCCAUCCAGUUCGAAUCUUCCCUCCGUCUGGGAGUCUAUGCCAGCACAGAUGCGGUAGACUUCGGCCAGAUAUUCCCGAAGACGAAUCCAAAACACAUGGACAUGUUACUCAUUAACACAUAUCUGCAUGACGUCACAAUACAGAGUAUAACAAGCAGGAAUAAAGCAUUAAAAGUCGACUUCAUUGGGCCGCAAAUUUUACCAGCGAAGAUGCAGAGAUUUUAUAAAAUUGCUUCAUUUCAUUUGAAUCCCGAUUGGUUGAAUUCAAGCAAAGACAGUUGUGGCGAUAUUGUUAUUCGCUUAAGUGGGUCAGAGAUGAACGAAUUAAAAAUACCUUUCAGGUCAAAAGUUUUAGUUGGGAAUUUGACCUUUCACAAAAACAGCCCAAGGUUCUUCCAUUUUUACUCAGGGUCCAAAGAAGUCAAGACGCGUAGCAUCACGGUAAAGAAUAAUUUUGAAGAGACAUUGUUAGUUUCGCAUGUGUUUCUGUUCGAAAAGAAGGCGCCUGAUUUCCGACUUGAGGGAUUCAAAGGCCCUAUUAAGAUUGAAGCUGGCCAAACUGUUGCUUUGGGAGAGCUGAAGUUUUUCCCGCGUAAUUUGACUCAGUUACAAUUAGACAGUGACGGACGUUAUGAGUUGCCUUCAUAUACAAGUGAGAUCCACGUGUCUUCCAAUGUGUCCAACUUGACACUGCCUUUUAGCUGCUACUCAGGACAUCUAGAGUUCAAAGUAGACUGCGUGGACAAAGACCUUCUCGGUAACUGUCUCUCGGAAAACGAGACCGAGGAAGACGAAGAGGAGGGUCCACAUCUAGACUUCGGAUACGUCUCAGUGGGCGCCACCAAAUCUCUCUUGCUGACACUCUUGAACCCCAACAGUGUCUCGAUUGAGCUUAAUGACAUCAAGUGGACAAUGGAAGACACGAAUGUGACAGUUGUCGGAGGAAAGUUCCGCUUCGACGGCGGAAAGUUAAUGGACAUUGCAGAGAAUGUGAUGUCCGAUUAUAUUGAUGUCGCGGAUGCCUAUGAUGGUUUUGGAAGUCCAGAUUACGAGGUGUAUCCAGUCACGCCCUGCAGGAGUAAAGUUUCAGUUGCGGCAAAUAGUUUUGUGAUUCUGAAGGUGUCUAUACGGGCUCCCGUGGAAGGCCAGAUGAUGGGAGGACAUUUAAUCAUGAAGAGCAAAUACGUGGUUCUCCAGAUCAAGAUGCACUACCAGUCAUUGAUGGGAAGUCUACUCAGCAAAGUCUUAACGUUCCAAUCGUUUCCGUAUCGGGUGCAAAAGUUGGCGUUCACGCUGAAAAACAAUUACGACAGAGACUUAGAGUUAGUCCACGGUGAGUUUCAACCGCCCGACCCUCGGUUCUCCUUUAUAAUUGUGAACCCACCCUACGGACUGGGGUACAUAAACGCAGCUCGUGCAGACGACGAUCAGGAUGAGUUUGAUCUACCUGUUGCCGCGUGCACUGUCGUGUUCAACCCGACCUUGGGUUGUGACCCGAAGUGUUAUUUGGGAAUUGACUCGCAGACAUCAGAGGGGGAGCAGUGGGUGUCGAGUCUGAGGUUACCUCAGGAUGUAGCGGAUGUGGAUGCGGGACUCCUGAAGCCACUGAUUCAGACUUACGACCAAAUGAAGAGUGAUAAUUCGAUAAGAAACAACAUAACUGCGGUCAUGCGACUAAAACCCAUGAAUGAAAAGAUCACUCUUCCAAUCGAGGCCUACCUAGAGUGGCCUGCUCUGGCGAAGAGAACUCUCGCAUUCAAACUUGCUCAUGUUGGAAGUGUAUCUACAGCUAAACUGGAAAUCAAAAACCCCUCAAAUCGCCCCAUUGUGCUACAGAUCAUUCCGGUCUCGCUGUAUCAAAAUGUGGCUAAGAUAUUGGAGAUCUUAUCGGAAUCGUUCCAUUUCGAGGAGCUGGCAGAAAUUGAUGUCUCGAAUUUGUCUUCAGAUAGCUUCUUCCUAACAAACUCAGAGGAUAAAAAUACGGCUCAUAACAACCCUUCCAUCCAAUACAGAGCAGACUUAGAACGCAAACUGAGUGUGAAGCCAAGCAAACAAACGCUAACCUUUUUCGCCCAGCCGAACCAACAUCUCUCAAUCUCAAUUACGUUCAACGCCACCGAAGCCAAACCACACCAGUCCCUAUUCCUUGUCAGAAAUAAUCUAACAGUCAUAGAUUACGUAAUGGUAUCAGGAGUCGCAGCUACUUACAAUUUCACACUAGCCGGAGUUCACCCCGUUAUCAGAUCGGAACAAUCUGAUGAUGUGGAUGAGAGUUGGAUGUCGUACAUACCAUCCCCGUUGCAUCUCCCGAAGCAGACUCACCUCGAGUUUCGCCAGGCAGGUCAUGCAGUCGGACAGUCCAUUCUGUUUGACCUGAAGUCGAACUACCUCAGUGAACAUUGCAGUGGUAAAACGACUUCUCCGUUCAAAGUGAAGAAAAGGAAGUCUCUGCUGGUCUCCAACACUGGAAUCAUCCCAUUCAGCAUCCACUCUGUCCUCAUAAAUGGACACUUCUGUGAAGCCAGUGGAUUUGUUGUGGAAAACUGUGACCCAAACACUGGUCAUGUCAACUUCUCGUCUCAAUCUCUCGCUCCAAAUGACGAUUACGAACUCCUUAUCACUUUUCAUCCAGACUUUGCGUUGACCAAAGUGGAAGCGGAACUUCAGAUAUUUCUGGACAUGGAGUUGAGCACUCCACGUUUGUUCCACCUCGUCGCUACUGUUCCCUUCACAUUCAUCCCUAAAUGUGCGGCACAGGUGCCCCGUGCUCCAUGGGAGGGAUAUCUCUACUCGGCGGUCGUGCUCUCAAUGAUCACCCUCUUCUUCGGGGCAAUGAUUACGUCAUACUAUGACGCGAAAAAGCUCAUCAUGCACACUUACUGUAACUCGACCACGUCUCAAAAUGGCAGUCCGUGUGUUAACGUGCGAAAUAUGAACAAAGAUAAAUUUCACGCACAUGGAAAAUGGAAUCAACAAUCAGCGUCAAAUUUGAAAUCACAUCAUAAUGGAGCCCAUGACAAAAACGUGGUGGGAAGAAAGCACGAGUCAGUUGAAGACCUGUCGAUGUCAGUUCAUGAUGAUCAUUCGGCUGUGGACAAUUACUUGACGGAGACUGUGAAUCCAGACGGGACUAAGGGAUUCCUGUUGAACUUUGGUCUUUCUGCUUCGAGUAUUAAGGCUACGAAUGAAGAACCAAGUGGAAAGAGUUCGUUGUCUCGUGUGGCGAAGUCGACCGAUAAUGUAUCUACAAAGAGGAUGCCUGUGGCAGUCGUCUCAAAGGUAGAUGCACCAGCAGUCACCAUCGAAGCCAGAGAACGGUUCCUGGUAUCCCGAGAGAAGCCGCCAAAUAUAAAACGAUUCCUGUCUGCGUUCACGCAAAUGUUUUACAUUCAGCCCAUUUUCAAUAUUUUAUCUCUGGCAUUCUUUUUCAUUUUCAAGACGUUUCCUUCACAAUUAUUCGCUAUUGUCAAGCGGAUGGUCAAUUUAAUAAUGUACAUAGUUCGCAUCAUCUUUUCUUGCUUUAGAUUUCUGUUCAAGUCGUUUUUUACUUUUUUUACUUGGAUUUUAUUUGAAAAAUUGUUUGCUCGCAAAAAAGAGAAGUUUACGUUAUCGCCGGAGAAAAAGUCGAGAGGGACCUACACUGAGACUAUUCAUUUAACGAGAAAGCAAAGACAGAAAAGAGCUAGAAACUGCGUUCAAUCAAAGACCAAUGGCAGGAAAGGUAGUAAAGGGUUUAAAAACGAAGAAUCAGAAGAGCACUCUGUCGCGGCAGCUGAAGACAAAGAUUCGCCGACCGGAUCUGAAGUCAUGGACGACCAGAGCUCCUCGCGGUUUUCGACUCCCGAAUUGCCGCAACGAUGGAACUUUGGGUGUCGCAAUGCGGACACGAGUACUCGUUCGUCGAGAGCAAAUCAAUUGCCAUUUAUGGAUAGUAGCUCUUCGUCUCGAGCGAAUGGAGACGAGAAUGUGAGCUCGUUGCGUCACAGACGAAAUGUAGAGGCUGCUUCGGAUAAUGAAAGUUCGGUCGGUGGAAGUGACGAAAGCAGUGGAUAUUUGGUCGAGGACGAAGAAAGUGUGAAUGGAAAUAGUUUCACGCCAGCCGUGCAAAGAGGGAAUUCGCGAAGUCUAUACAGUGGCGGAGAGUUUGCAUUUGGCUCUGACGGGAGAUUGAAAAGAUGCGAACAGAGAGAUGCUAUUGAGAAUUUUUCAAACCAAAAUGGAAAUUUCAAUCCAAAUGUGAGAAUUGCACAAAACAGUCCUAAAACUGGCACCACUUGGAGUAGACCUGCAUCAUCUGAGAGUCGGGAAUCCAGUUAUGAACAGGAUGAAAAUGUGCCGCCGGGAUUUGAGGACUUCGCCAUGCAUUCGAAUGUCGGCAGAAGAUCCUCGCACUCAGUUGUACAAGCUACUGGAAACUCAAACUUAAACGAUGAUGUAAACGGUCCUCGACAUUUCGUAACGCAGGAUUUGGAGAGGUCAUCUUUGAUUUCAGCGCAGCAGCAGCAUCACAACUCCAAUAAUCACUUGAGAAAGCAAAACGCUGUGUUCCAGAAGAAGCAAGUUUUCGACGCGAAUCACAGCAAUACUGUGUAUACCAGGAGUGUGUCGUCUGGGAAAGCCUCAUUGAAGACUUCAGAGUUUUCAGCAACAUUGUCAACACCCCAGGGUCUGGCUGAUUUCAGAAAAGAGAGCCCUCCUUCCCCUCGAUCAGUUAAUUGUUGUGGCAACUGCCACCGACCCCUGCAUGCCUCAUAUGUAGGUAGCAACAAAGAGGAGGAGGAAGAGGAGAUUUAUUUUUCCUCCCUUGAGGACCAAAUCUACGACACCGCUGGUACCAGCUCAAAAGAAGAAUUCAACAAGGGUCCGAGUCAGGGCUCGCUGAGACACAGGGGCGUGGGAGGCAGACAUUUGAACCCAGACGAUUUGGUAAGCGAUGGAAGACAGUCGGCGAUUGGGCCCAGCUGGAGGAGGGUAGCAGCUCAGAUAGGGGAGGGACUAGCGACUAGUUCAAGGUCACCACAUAUCAGGGAGAACACGUCGGCCACUUCGCUAAGCUACUUUCAAGACCCUUUCUUGCCGGGAGUUGACAUGAAAGAAGCCCUGUUCAGUGGGUCGCUUGACAGCGGCAGAUACCCUCCUUUUAUGGAGACGAACAUGUUCAAACCAGCUGGCAGAAAGUACAAUAACACUGAAAUGUCGUCUUCUGGGCCCUGUUGGCCACCUCCGGAGCGCAAGAAGCAGGAGUGCAAAACUGAAGAUGCCAAAUAUUUGGACACUAGAGGCAAAGAAUUCAGCAGUCAAGCGGAAUCAGAGGCCAAACAGGAAAAGCAAAGUAAAUUUUUCGACACCAAUGGAGAAAAGAUUAUCAAGCAAAUUCGAUCUACGAGUGCUGAGAAUCUGCUAAUUGACAGUUCGUCUAUUUGGAACAGCGACAACAACUUGGCAAAUGAGUCCCAGUGGAAUAAAACGUGGAAUUCGAAACUGGCUCCGCUGCCUUUGCUGGCGCUGAACGAAACUGCCGAAGAGUCCAGUGAUGAAAUUGACGAUAAGUUCACAAGGAAGACUUUUGGUUCGGACGCUGAUAUAUCCAGCAUUUGGAAAAGGGAUUCGCUGCUCACUGAUUCAUCGCGCUGUGAGCUGAACAACUUUGGGCCUAUAGGGUGGUAUGAUCAGGGAACCAGAAUAGGAAGGAAUUCUCUCUCGACUGACUUGAACAUCUGGUGGAAGCCAGAGAAUCACUUCAUAUCGCCACUGCCGUCCACUGAAUGGCCGGUGCGUCGGAGUCAUUUGCCAGUGGCUCCAUUCAACGAAGAAGACGAAGAUAACACAAGACAGUCAGGAGAUGAUGAGACAAUAGACAAACGGGGCAAAAACAGAGUCGCCGAUAAAAAGGAUGGAAGCAAAGAUAGGUUGCCGCAGAAAUGAAGAAUAGCAAAACUACAAUUAACUAAAAAGAGAAAAAGAUAGCAAAACGAUAUUAAAAGCAGCGCUAGAGACGUUUGUCUUUAUUAAAGAAAUUAGUCUGUGACGUUAAUGCAAUGUUUUGUCUCGUCCUAAAAAGAAUUGUAAAAAGCCCUAAUAAAAGUCGACUUUAGUCAAAACUAGGCUGAAACUGGUUUUAAAACUCCCCUUUAAUUAACUGAUGGCUGUUUGAAUUUUUUUAUUACAAGGAAGUCAAUUUCUAACUACCACUUGUUACACAUAAAGUUGAGUUUAUGGGGGAAAGGACUCUAAGGUGCAUUAGUUUCAACUUAAUCAAAUUUCCGUAAAUCAAAAAGAGUGCUCUUUUAAAACUUAGUUUCUCGUAAAAAUCAAGUCUUCCAAAUGUCACUGAGCUCAUAAACAAAACAAAACUUAUUGCGCGUGCUUAAGU